UAAAAAAAAAAAAGUGAAAGAUAUAAAUACAUUUUAAAUAUUUUAAAUACAUUUUAUUUUAUAUACACAUUAAAUACACAUUUUUUUUUUUUCUACAAAAAUUAUAAAAAAAAAAACAUGACUCGCACAAUGACUUCUCAAAAUAGUAACAAAUAUUUUGAACAAAUAAGAGGAUCUAAUUGCUCUCGAGUUCAAAGAAUUAAAUUAACCAAAGCUUUUUAUACUUCACCUUCACCUUACGAAAGAAUUAUUAAACCAAAUAAUAAUAUUAAUAAUAAUAAUAAUAAUAAUAAUGAUCAUUCAAAAGAUUGUAAUAGUUGUAAUGAUUCUGGUAAUUGUAUGAAAUUACUUACUGAACGUUUGGCUAGAAUUGAGGAUUUGGUUAAUAAUCUUUAUAAAUUAACUCAAGGUUUAAAAAAUUCUAAAAAGAAUCCUGUAUAUAGUGAUAUUAAUACUUCAAAACAAAAAGUUCGAAUGUUUCGUAAUAUCGAUUUAUCUACUUGUAAAUUGGAUGACCUACAAAAACUUGUAAUUUUUACUACGAAUGCCAUGAAUUUCCCUUCAUCUCAAGAUUCUAUUUCACCAAAAUUUAUUCUUAAUAACGAAAAGAAUCUUGGUGAAGAUUAUUUAAAGAAAAAAUAUUUUGCUGCAAACUGGAAGGAAGAAAAGUUAAAAUGCUCAGCAACCCUUGAUUUAAAGCCUUCGUCAUCACCGGAUACUUUAAUAAAUCACGUGCCGACGGGGCGAGAUCAAGAAGUUGCUCACUGAGGAUAUUUUUUAAAAAAAGAAAGCGUAACGGAAAUUUAAACAACAAUCAUAAUAAACACAAUUUUAAGAUUCGCAUUUUUUAUAAAAUUCUUUAUAGAAGAAAAAUUUUUUUCGGUGUCAGGUAACAACACCUCUUAAGAUUUAUUUAUAUAUAUAUAUACAUUAUUUAGAGGUCAAAAACUUUUGUAUUAUGAAUCCUAUAAAUAUUACCAAAUAUUAUCAAACAUUAUCCCUAACCAACCCCCAAAAAUCACAAAAAUCCCCAAAAAUCCCCAAAAAUCCCAAAAAAUCCCAAAAAAAUCAAAAUUCACAUAAAAAAAAAGUACUUUCUUUAAUUUUUAAUUUAGUAAAUUUAAUAAAUUCUAUAUAAUCCUCCCCUUUUAAUUUAUGCAUGUUACAUUUGUAGAAAAAUUUAUCACAAAAAAUUCAUCCGUUCGCUUUUUUUCGUAGG
This is a messenger RNA of Rhizophagus irregularis DAOM 181602=DAOM 197198, 1219 nucleotides long. RefSeq lists its product as uncharacterized. NCBI's taxonomy places the organism in Eukaryota, Fungi, Glomeromycota, Glomeromycetes, Glomerales, Glomeraceae. The record is from RefSeq and is a predicted model, not a curated record.